GUAAAUCCGUCGGUAUACCUAUUGUACAGUACACGCAAGGCAUUUUUAUUUGACGAGACCGCCGUUCCUAUGAAUGCAUACAUCUGGUGCGGCCCAAUUUGCGACGACUUUCUGCGACUACUGCGACUACUGCGACCUCUGCGAAUUCUUUGAUCCACGCGGCUGAGACAAAGACAUUAUGACGAUUUGGGAACCAUGUUAACUUCGCCUUCAACAAUUCCAGUGACAGCCAGCGCAUCACCGAGGACUUUCCACUAUGCAACAUCUCGCUCUCCACUUCAAUCGCCCAAGAUAACGGUGCCGCUCCCACGCCGCCAAUCUAGACAUUCUUUAUCGCGCUCCUCGCCCGCUGCAUCUUUACGGUCACCAUCUCUCUCCAAACCGAAACAAUAUGUUGGAGUUGAUGCCGCUACGCAAUACUCACCGAUGGAGCCCUUCGAUCCCAUGGUCCCUUUGCGAUCCGCACAGGUAUCAGGUCCGAGGAUAUCGGGCUCCAUAGCCGCAACGGCAGCAACAACUGCAGAUCAACCUAUACCACAACUUAUCUCUACAGAAAAUCCUCCCGUACCGAACCCAUCCCCUAAUAGAACCACGAAACCCCCUCAAUCCCUCACACUCUCCCCUAAUAAGAGGCGCAAAUCGCAAGAUCCUAUCCGACCCCACCCAUCCUCGGUAGUGGCAUCAAGCCAACCGAGCUCUCCAAAACGACCAAAACCCAAUGAAUGCCCUCCCAAAGUAUUGCCUCUGAGAUAUGAGUUAUGCGAGGUGGAGGAUAUGGUGACUUUAAUCGCCAAUAUGCUUGGGGAGCUGAUCGAGACAAAUGACUCGCUAGCCAUGAAAAGUGGUCACCUCACAAGGUUUCAUUCAAGGACAGCACCAGGUAUAUCAGUUUUGGACUAUCUACAACGACUUGCGAAACACGCUACGUUGACACCGCCUCUUCUCUUAUCUAUGGUGUCCUACAUCGAUCGCUUAUGCGAGUACUACCCCGAUUUCACGAUCAACACCCUAACCGUACACCGAUUUCUGAUUACAGCUGCAACAGUAGCUGGAAAGGGCUUGUCAGAUUCAUUUUGGAACAAUUCGUUCUAUGCGCGUGUAGGGGGUGUUAAAGUAGCAGAAUUAAAGCUGCUAGAGCUUGAGUUUCUAACUCGAGUGGAUUGGAGAAUAGUUCCCAAUCCAGAAGUAUUAGUGGCUUAUUAUAAGGGCCUGGUUGCGCGUUGCAGUGGAUACGUUUUGGAAGGGGAACAAGAAGCUUCCUCAUCUAGUGACGGGGACGAAAUCGACGAGAGUGACGAUUUAUAAAGUAUGAAAGUGCUGAAAUAUGUGUGCAGGAAGAUAAUGAGGCCCCGAUGGCUUAUGUGAGCAGAGGAUAUACUCAAGAAGCUACGCACAUAAAGACUAUUUUUGAUCUUUGAUCUAGGAGUUAUUGAGGGGAAUCGGUUGCAUUUGGCGCUUAGUGUAGGGUGAUAGUACUAGGUCAUUGCGGCUAGUUGGUUAUAAGAGACAUAACGGUGUCGUCGAUGUCAAAGGGAGUCCAGGACAUACCCAACCACGCUACAAUGUUCAUAGAGAAUUUUAAAGCCUUAAAAGAUAACAAAAUUCCUGGCUCCAAUAGUAUAGGCCUCGUCGUUAUGACCGUAACGCUAACAACCGAAUUUUGAUAUAGAAUACCUUUCAAAAGAAUUACCACAUUUUACAUAAAUAGCAUAUUUAUUUGAGUAUAGUGUAAAUGCUCUAUAUA
Hypoxylon trugodes is the source of this 1744-nucleotide messenger RNA. RefSeq names its product cyclin-domain-containing protein. The coding region runs from base 196 to 1305 and encodes 369 amino acids. Lineage: Eukaryota; Fungi; Ascomycota; Sordariomycetes; Xylariales; Hypoxylaceae. The record is from RefSeq and is a predicted model, not a curated record. Gene Ontology annotation, cellular component: nucleus; cyclin-dependent protein kinase holoenzyme complex. Gene Ontology annotation, biological process: regulation of cyclin-dependent protein serine/threonine kinase activity. Gene Ontology annotation, molecular function: protein kinase binding; cyclin-dependent protein serine/threonine kinase regulator activity. The transcript has 2 exons.